Molecule: messenger RNA, 3999 nt
Organism: Caenorhabditis briggsae
Lineage: Eukaryota; Metazoa; Nematoda; Chromadorea; Rhabditida; Rhabditidae
Gene: Cbr-xnp-1
Product: Protein CBR-XNP-1
Cellular component (GO): nucleus
Molecular function (GO): ATP hydrolysis activity; ATP binding; ATP-dependent chromatin remodeler activity
Source: RefSeq, a predicted model, not a curated record
GUCAUCGAUGAUGAAGAUCUCCAGUUGGCCGCCCAAAUUGAAAAGGAGCGCAAGGAGAGACGAGCUCAGAAGCUGAAGGAAAAGCGGUUAAAAGAAGGAAAAACUCCAAAGAAGACACCUGCCAAAAAACGACCACCAAAAAAAGAGGAGGAUGACAGUGAUGAGGAAGAAGAAUCUCCGAAAAAAUCUGCUAAAAAGAAACAAGAGAAGGCCAGAAAGAGAAGAAAGUCAAGCUCUUCUGAAGAGGUGGAAGAUGAGGAGGAGAGAAGAAGUUCCAGAAAAAAGAAGACAGAUAAGAAGAAGAAGAAGGCGGAAUCUUCUGAAUCCGAAGAGUCUUCUGAUGAGGAGGAAGAAGUGAAGAAACCUAAGAAGAAGACGCCAUCGAAGAAAAACAGAAAGGCAGAAUCAUCGGAGGAGGAGGAGUCAGAUGAAGCACCGAAGAAGCAGAAGAAGUCGAUGAGUCAGAAGAAGAAGCGCGUUGCCAAGGAGUCGGAGUCAGAUGAAGAGGAGGAGAAGUUGGAAAGGAAGAAGAAGUCUCAGAAGAAGAAACAUCAAAAGGAAUCUUCUGAUGAGGAAGAAGAAGAGGAGAAGGUGGAAAAGAAGAAGAAGAAGGCACAGAAGAGAAGGCAGAAAGAAUCAUCUUCGGAAGAGGAGGAAGAUGAGGAAAAGAAGGUACAGAAGAAAAAGCAGAAGGAACCAUCUUCAGAGGAAGAAGAAGGGGAGGAGUCUGAAAAUGAGCCAGUGAAGAAGUCCGAUUCUGAAUCGGACGAAGUGACAAUGCCAAAAUUAAAGAAGAAUCAAUCUGCGAUUGUGGAUGAGUCGGGAGAGUCUGAUCUCGAAGUGAUGCCAAAGCCUCGGAAGAGAGGAGCCGUAGUGAUCUCGGAGUCGGAUGAGGAGAAGCCAAUGAAGAAGAAAGUGGAAUCUGAAGAUGAAAGUUCGGAUGACGAUAGGAAAGUCAAAAAGAAUAAUAAGAAGAAGACCGUUUCCGACUCAGAAGACGGAGAAUUUUCCGAUGCGUCGAUCAAUGUCACUCGCAAGAAACGUGGAUCGAAAAAGGAGAAGCCAGAGAAAAAGAAGAAGGGUAUCAUCAUGGACAGCUCGGAUCUUGCCAAAGAGACCAUCGACGCAGAGAAUGCAGAGAAAGAACGCAGAAAGCGUCUAGAGAAGAAGCAAAAAGAGUUCAAUGGAAUAGUGCUGGAAGAGGGAGAAGAUCUCACAGAAGUUCUCACUGGAACAUCUUCUCAGAGAAAGCUCAAGUCGGUGGUUUUGGAUCCAGAUGCGGCAAGUGAGGAUCCAAAGACUCCAGUAGAGGUUCACCAAUCGCUGGUUAGCAUUUUGAAGCCUCAUCAAGCGCACGGAGUUCAGUUUAUGUACGAUUGUGCAUUCGAAUCGAUAGAGCGUCUGAAUACAGAAGGAUCCGGGGGUAUUCUGGCACAUUGCAUGGGUCUCGGUAAAACUCUUCAAGUUAUCACAUUCCUUCACACUGUUAUGAUGCAUCCGAAGAUAGGAGAAAAGUGUCGACGGGUGUUGGUUGUUGUGCCCAAAAACGUUAUUAUCAAUUGGUUUAAAGAGUUCCAAAAGUGGUUGUAUGACAAUGACGAAGAACUAGACACCAUUGAAGUCAACGAGUUGGAUUCAUACAAGACUGUCGAGGAGAGAAGACGUGUGCUUCAGGCAUGGCAUAGGUCUACAGAUCCAAGUGUGAUGAUCAUCGGAUACGAUAUGUUCCGUAUUCUGACAGUGGAGGAUGAUCCGAAAAAGAAGAAAACCAAGUUGAGCAGAAAAAUGUCCAAGGCCAAAGAGGACUUCCGAAAGUAUCUUCAGGAUCCAGGACCGGAUAUGAUCGUUUGUGACGAGGCUCACAAACUGAAGAACGAUGAUUCGGCGUUGUCAAAGUGUAUGGUGAAGAUUCGGACGAGACGACGAAUCUGUUUGACAGGAACCCCACUGCAGAAUAAUCUCAUGGAGUAUCACUGCAUGGUGAACUUUGUGAAGCCAGGAUUGCUGGGAACGAAAACCGAGUUCGCCAAUCGAUUUGUGAAUAUUAUCAAUCGAGGACGUACCAAGGAUGCGUCGGCUCUCGAAGUGUCAUUCAUGAAGCGUCGUUGCCACGUGUUGUAUGAUCACUUGAAGAAGUGUGUGGAUAGAAAAGACUAUCGAGUCUUGACAGAAGCCAUUCCGCCGAAGCAAGAAUAUGUGAUCAACGUGCGUCUUACCGAGAGACAAUGUGAACUUUAUAAAGCCUUCCUGAGCGAUGUCGUUGGCGAUACUGGACUCUCGAAACGUCUUCUACCGGAUUAUCACAUGUUCUCUCGGAUCUGGACCCAUCCUCAUCAGCUUAUCAUUCAUGAGCAACGAAUGGAAAGAGAACGAGUGAUGAAAGAGGAGCAGGAGGAAGAGGAGGCCUUCAUUGAUGACGACGAAUCUGAACCCGAGGAAUCUGUAGUGAGCCUCUCAUCAGAAUCAGAAGAAUCAUUUUUGGCGUCUGACGAUGAUGAGGAUUCGGGGAAGAAGAAGAAGAACAAGAAUAAGAAGAAUAGAAAGAGCUCUCCGCCUGCACGCAAAUCGAGACGAGCUGGUGGAGCUGACGAAGAGGAGGAUGACGCUGCUAUGAAUAUUCUUCAACAAGGAAUCCGUGCGUCACGUCGUCUGGCGGGAGAGGAUGUCGAUGAGCGUGAGUGUGAUACACCUCCAGAAUACACUGGAUGGUUUUCCAAGUUGGGAUUGUGCAGUGAAGAGGAUAAAGAUGACUUCUCGUUGAGCAACAAACUUGUUCUUCUCAUGGCGAUUAUCAAGAAGUGCGAGGAGAUUGGAGACAAGUUACUCGUUUUCUCGCAAUCCCUUGAGUCAUUGGCAUUGAUUCGAAGAAUGCUUGAGUACAUGGCAGGCACUGGUCAAUGGUUUUCUGAUGAUCACGAAGCUUUGAACGCCGAAGGAGAGACAUGGUCAUGGCUAGAAGGAGAAGACUAUAUGACUAUUGAUGGAUCCGUGCAGUCUGUGAAACGAGAUGCCGUACAGACACAAUUCAAUGAUCCAGAGAACUUGAGAGCUCGUUUGAUGCUCAUUUCUACUCGCGCCGGAUCGCUUGGUACCAACAUGGUUGCCGCAAAUCGUGUCGUCAUCUUCGACGCUUGCUGGAAUCCAUCUCACGACACUCAAUCUCUGUUCCGUGUCUAUCGUUUCGGCCAAACGAAACCCGUCUAUAUCUACCGAUUCAUUGCUCAGGGAACGAUGGAAGAACGUAUUUACAAACGACAGGUCACCAAAGAAUCCACGUCGAUGCGUGUGGUGGAUGAAGCACAGAUUCAACGGCAUUAUCUCGGUCACGAUUUGACUGAACUCUAUCAAUUCACACCUGCCGCUUAUGAUCCGGAUGUUGAGAUAGCGUGUGCUCCGCCGAAGGAUCGUUUGCUGGCUGAUGUGAUUCAUCAGAAUCAAUUCGCAGUCGUCGACUACAUUGAGCAUGACACACUGUUUGCCAACGUGGAAGACGAGAAGCUCACCGAGCAAGAGAUGAAGGACGCCUGGACUGACUAUGAGAAGGACAAGGCUGGCGUCCCGCAACGUCUUCCAUACGAUCCAUCGGCGCUGCGUGGAAUCGGUCUGAAUGGAAUGAUCGUCGGGCCACACAUGCAAGCUAUGCUCCAACGACAACAAACAGAGAUAAUGCAUGUCGAGAAUCUACAGCACGAUGUUCUGUUCAAGGAAUUGAACAAGAUGCGAACCAAGGAUAGUAGUACCGCGCUGAAAAUUGUGCUUCUUCGAACGCUUCUCGAGCAAAUUCUGCCGUACAUACCACAGCAAAUGCGUGGUGGGAUGAGCGAAUUCAACACACACUUCAUUCGUUUGGCACAUGAUGCCGACCGUCGCGGUGAGACUCAAGCAGAUUUGCUCCGAAAGUCUCUGGAAUCCUUCAGAACUGUUAUCAAAAUGGUGCGUCCUAUUCCCCAGUGUGCUGAGCCUCUUGCUCGUAUUCAACGAGCCUAUCCUUAUCUCUUC